This is a messenger RNA of Drosophila teissieri, 670 nucleotides long. RefSeq lists its product as uncharacterized. The transcript has 2 exons. The record is from RefSeq and is a predicted model, not a curated record. NCBI's taxonomy places the organism in Eukaryota, Metazoa, Arthropoda, Insecta, Diptera, Drosophilidae. The coding region runs from base 227 to 580 and encodes 117 amino acids.
CGGACAUAUAUGUGCAAUAUUCUUCUGUGCGUAUUCCAACAUAUGUAGGUAUUUCGCCAUCCACGUACUCCUCUCGGGACUUUGCGUUUGACAGCACAUUACUGAAGUGUGAGGUCUGGCCAUUAACGUUACGUACGCGAAAUCCAGUUAUUUAAAAUAACAAUACAGCGUAACCGGUUUAGCGGACAUGAGCAGAUGCGAUUAAGAAUUGCAGAUCAAUCACCCGAUGCUUGCGGAAAGAAAGGGACUUCCGGAAAAAUUUCUGGAUAUGUAUAAAACGUGGAGUUACAAGGCAGACACAACCAUUCUGCUGCAUCAACUCAAAAUGAGGCUACAAAUCAUACUACUGGUCGGGCUCCUGGCGCUGAUUAUGGUUCAAUCCCAAGUACUCCUCCCGGGACUUCGCGUUCAACAGGUUCCUGUCCUUGAAAAUGCCAAGAUUCGAGUAGUGCAGUACCUGGACGUGGCAUCCACUGUCACACCUGACUUGGUAAGGGAUCAAUUCAGCAGGCGAUUCACUACGCUGGCCAAACCUUUAGUUAGUGGUGCUGCACCCCAAACUCGCCUCCCAAAUUUGUAAUUUAUUAAAAGUCAUCCUGUGAUAACUUUUAAUAAGCGCAUAUAUAUUGGUAUCUUUAAACUAGCAUCUUCAUGUCAUUAACUCUAGUUU